This is a messenger RNA of Saccostrea echinata, 2741 nucleotides long. RefSeq names its product ATP-binding cassette sub-family D member 1-like. The coding region runs from base 64 to 2292 and encodes 742 amino acids. Lineage: Eukaryota; Metazoa; Mollusca; Bivalvia; Ostreida; Ostreidae. The record is from RefSeq and is a predicted model, not a curated record. The transcript has 10 exons. Gene Ontology annotation, molecular function: ATP binding; long-chain fatty acid transmembrane transporter activity; ATP hydrolysis activity. Gene Ontology annotation, cellular component: peroxisomal membrane. Gene Ontology annotation, biological process: very long-chain fatty acid catabolic process; long-chain fatty acid import into peroxisome; peroxisome organization.
AAUAGCAUGUUGUGAAAUUUAGGGAGAGAAAAAUGACUUUAUUAUUUCUAAAAUAGAGUGGAAAUGUCUAAUAUGGUGUCAACAAUGACCUUCACUAAACCAACGCGUAAGCAGUUAGCAACCACUGCGGCAGCGUGUGUCGUAUUUGCAUAUGGAGUGAAGAAACUUUGGCCUCAGCUGUGGCAGAUUUUAAGGACAAGAAAAACACGAAAGCUAGAGAGAGUUUUAAAUAAUCUGGAGAAAAAUACUUCUACAAAAAAGAAAUCAGGUGCUUCUCAUAACGUUGAUCGCAUAUUUUACCAGCAGCUACGGUAUUUAUUGAAAAUAAUUAUUCCAUCAAUAUGGUCGAGGGAAUUCGGGAUUUUAGUACUUCACACUGGAACGUUGUUUGCAAGAACUUUCUUAUCAAUUUAUGUGGCAACACUGGAUGGUCGUAUAGUACAGACAAUCGUAAAGCGGGACUUGAGAAGUUUUCUUAUGAGGUUAACACAGUGGCUCCUAAUUGCUAUACCUGCCACAUUUAUUAAUAGUCUUAUCCGAUUCCUUGAAAGCAAACUUGGUCUCAUGCUGAGAACUCGUCUAGUCAAUCAUGCUUACAAGCAAUAUUUCUCAAAUCAGACUUACUUCCGUGUCAGCAAUCUGGACAGCAGAUUAGCCAAUGCUGACCAGUGUCUGACAGAUGACAUCAGUAUGUUUACCCAGUCUUUGGCCCACCUGUAUUCACACUUAACAAAACCCAUGUUGGACGUAGCCCUGAUAUCAUUUACGCUAUAUUCCUUUGCCAGUAGUAGAGGUGCCAGUUCAAAAUGGCCCACUAUCAUUGCCACUGUAGUAACAAUUAUCACUGCACAAAUUUUGAAGGCUGUCUCUCCAAAGUUUGGAAAGCUUGUAGCAGAGGAAGCAGAUAGAAAAGGAUAUCUGAGAUAUAUCCAUUCAAGAAUCAUAGCAAAUGCAGAAGAAAUUGCUUUCUAUGGAGGACAUAAGGUUGAACAAAACUUACUGGAAAAAGCAUACAGAGCUUUAGCUAGGCAAACAAACUUGAUUUAUGUGAAGAGGCUAUGGUAUAUCAUGCUAGAGCAGUUUCUAAUGAAGUAUGGCUGGAGUGCUAGUGGUCUGAUCAUGGUGGCCAUCCCAAUCAUGUCUGCAAGAGGUGGCGGGAUCAGGGCUGAUGGAUCUUCUGUGGAUGAUGACCCAGAUGGAGGUGUGAGUGAGAGGACCAAGGUUUUCACCACUGCCAGAAAUCUGUUGAUAAACUCAGCUGAUGCCAUAGAAAGAAUGAUGUCUUCUUACAAAGAGAUCACUGAGCUGGCAGGCUACACAGCCAGGGUCACAGAAAUGUUUGAGGUGUUUGAAGAUGUUAACAAGGGAAAGUAUGAAAGAAGCAUGGUAACUAAGGCAGUUCCUGGAAAGGCAAAACAUGCUAAGAUAACAGGACCAAUGGAAAUCAUGGGACAUGUAAUGGACACAGAUGCAACAAUAGACAUUGAGGAUCUGCCCAUUAUCACACCCAAUGGAGAUGUCAUUGUGUCCAGUCUAACACUGAAGAUUGAGCCAGGCAUGCAUUUGCUGAUAACAGGACCAAAUGGUUGUGGGAAGUCUUCUUUGUUCCGAAUUCUCAGUGGACUGUGGCCAGCAUACAGAGGAAAAUUGUACAAACCUCCCCCAAGUAAAAUGUUCUACAUUCCUCAGAGACCUUACAUGUCACUGGGGACGUUCCGAGACCAGGUGAUCUACCCUGAUACACGUGAGGAUAUGGAGGAGAAGGGUUACACAGAUAAACACUUAGAGGACAUUCUCAAGGUUGUCAACCUACAACAGAUUGUAGAGAGAGAAGGAGGCUGGGACUCCAAGAGUGAUUGGAAGGAUGUCCUGUCAGGAGGCGAGAAACAACGAAUGGGGAUGGCCCGUAUUUUUUAUCACAAGCCCCAGUUUGCCUUGUUGGAUGAAUGCACCAGUGCUGUGUCUAUUGAUGUUGAAAGCAAAAUUUAUCAAGCAGUGAAGGAUGAUGGGAUAUGUCUCCUGACCAUCACACAUCGUCCAUCUCUGUGGAAGUUUCACACCCACUUACUGCAGUUUGAUGGGGAGGGAGGCUGGAGAAUGGAAGCUCUGGACACAAAUACUCGUCUGUCUCUGAACGAGGAGAAACAGAGAUUGGAGACACAGCUGGCAGGAAUGCCCACCAUGAAGAACCGACUAAAGGAGCUCUGUUCUAUCCUCGGAGAUGACUCGGUACUGCUGUCUAAGACGGACAGUGUAGCAGACUUCCAGGUUACAGAAGACGAGGACUCUUGAUUAAAAUUAACAAUAGUCCAUUUAACUUAUGAAAUCAAACAAAAGGGUUGCACACACUCAAUAAUAUUACAGGUAGUUAGGAACUUGAAUUUUCCAAUACUUUUGCUUACGACUGUUUUAAAUGGUAGUUACUUAAUAUUUAUUAUUUUUUGUUUUAAAAAAGUUUUUGGGCCUGAAAUUUCUAUUGCAUUAUCUAUUACAAUUACUGGUACAUUCUAUUUCAUUCGAUAAUGGACAAAUCACAAGCUUACAAGUUUUGCACUAGUAUAUCUUACUUUGAAGUUAUUAAAGUUAGUUACAAUAAAAAAAAAACUGUGUUGAAACAAUUCACAAUCUGCCAAAAAAGUUUCCUGUGUCAUUACAGAAUCCUCUUUCCAUAGUUUUCCUCUGUUUACAAUUCUUUUUUAGUUGAUUUAACUCCAUGUGAAUGAUGUUACCUUUAUGAUUUU